Molecule: messenger RNA, 5509 nt
Organism: Manis javanica (Malayan pangolin)
Lineage: Eukaryota; Metazoa; Chordata; Mammalia; Pholidota; Manidae
Gene: PID1
Product: phosphotyrosine interaction domain containing 1
Biological process (GO): regulation of cell population proliferation; negative regulation of insulin receptor signaling pathway; regulation of mitochondrial membrane potential
Cellular component (GO): cytoplasm
Source: RefSeq, a predicted model, not a curated record
GGCGGCGGCGGGGGAGGGGGAGGGAGCGGCCGCCGCCGCCGUGCGCUCGCGGGCCGGGCGGAGCUGCGCAGUCCUCUCGCAGCUGCGCCAGGACAGCGGCGCGGCCGUGCCCACAAGUUGCCGGCAGCCGUGCGCCGCGCCGCCUCCUCCUGCUCGCGGCCCCCUGCGCCCACUGGCUCCAGGACGCACGUCGCGCGGACCCCCACCCACAUGUAAAGCGGGACCGCAGCUCCUCGUACCCCGGCGCCCUCCAGAGUCACGCCAGCGUCUCCCCUGCCAAACCCCGCGGCUGGAAGAUGUGGCAGCCGGCCACCGAGCGCCUGCAGCACUUUCAGACCAUGCUGAAGUCAAAAUUGAAUGUCCUAACACUGAAAAAGGAACCUCUCCCAGCGGUCAUCUUCCACGAGCCCGAGGCCAUCGAGCUGUGCACCACCACACCCCUGAUGAAGACCAGGACUCACAGUGGCUGCAAGGUUACCUACCUGGGUAAAGUCCCCACCACAGGCAUGCAGUUUUUGUCAGGCUGCACAGAAAAGCCAGUCAUCGAGCUCUGGAAGAAACACACACUAGCCCGAGAAGACGUCUUUCCAGCCAACGCUCUCCUGGAAAUCCGGCCAUUCCAAGUGUGGCUCCAUCACCUCGACCACAAAGGGGAGGCCACCGUCCACAUGGACACCUUUCAGGUGGCCCGCAUCGCCUACUGCACCGCUGAUCACAACGUGAGCCCCAACAUCUUCGCCUGGGUUUACAGGGAGAUCAAUGACGACCUGUCCUACCAGAUGGACUGCCACGCGGUGGAGUGUGAGAGCAAGCUGGAGGCCAAGAAGCUGGCCCACGCCAUGAUGGAGGCCUUCAACAAGACUUUCCACAGUAUGAAGAGCGAUGGCCGGAUCCACAGGAACAGCUCCUCCGAAGAGGUUUCCCAGGAAUUGGAAUCCGAUGAUGGCUGAAAGAACUCAGGACACUUCAGCAAAGGCAGCAUCGGUCAAAGAAUUGGAGACAAUAGAUGAAUAAGCGAUGAUUCACAUUUGGGAUGAAAAGACUGCCAAACUAUUGGUGGAGCAAGCUUUUUAAAUUCAGAAGAGCAAUUCUAAAUCUAAAGAAAUGUAUUAUUAAAGUAAUUGCGUUACAUUGAAAUCUGCUGCUGCUGACUGUGAGGAGGAUGGGUGCGCGGAUGGGGAGGAAAGUUCUAGACUCUCUUCUUUUGUUUUCGUUUUUGUUUUUUUUCCUCAUUUCCCAAUACCUCCCUGUAGGAGAUCUCUAUGCCGAUUUUCAACACUCUCAGUCAAAUACGCUGCGGCCGUUAUGUGACGGACGACUCCAGUUUGCCUUAUGAGACCUAGCAAGGAUGUCAGCUGUGCCUACGGGACCCCCAGGCACGGGGGCUCGGGGAGGUGGACGCUGCUGAUGGUGGGGCGGAGGCUGCAGGGCGGAAGCUGAUCCAGAGCUCCUCUCCUCGGCAUGCUGCAGAUUCUCUCCUCAAUAAGCAAAGCAGCACAGCCUUUAUUGAGCUUUACAACUAACAACCUGAUAGUUGGCAGUUAAUUCACAGUUAAAGAUAAUGCUUUUAUUUACAUAACUGUAUCAAUAGUACCCUCCUUUGUAUUCACUUCAUCUACUUUCUUAGAAUACUUGCAACUACUAACAGCCCCUUUCCUCCUCCAGCCCAUCUGCCCUCUUUCCCCUUCCUACCCAUGCCAACGUCCCCAACAGGGACACACUCUCAACAUACAUUGCGGGAUACCAAAAGGGAAGAAAAUCACCAAGCAGAUGAAAUACACCAUCAAAAUAGAAGUUUAAACAACCACAACAUCAACCUUGGAAAGAGGGAAUGAGUUAUCAGCAAGUGAACAAACCCCACGUAGGCCGUCCUUUCUUCAACCCUGAUUUAUGGUAACUUAUGUAGCUGAUGGUCCUCUCUGGUGAAUCCUUCAUGGCAAGCUUCAAAUCUGAUUUGGUAUCACCGAGGAAGUCUUGUCCCACCUCUCAACAUUGCUCUUGAAUAGGGAGUGCAUUAUCUAAACUUGGCUUGUCUAGAGGACCUAUAUCCAUCUUAAAUCUAGAGGGAAAUCUGACCUUGUUAACUUUGAACUGACCUGGUUAUCUUAAAGUUGGUGAUAUCUUAGGGUCAGAAUUGCCAGUGUGUUCACUAUUUCUAAUUAAAAGUUCUCACUAAGAGAACCUGAGAUGUCUGUUUCAUGGAUCUUUAAAUACCAUGAAUGCCAAGAGUCAACAUCGGAUGGAACUGCAAGUGUUGGUUAAAUGCACACAUUUAAGGCCGAGAGCAGAGGAGUAGUUUUUCAGGUAAUGCUGCUCCUUUAUGAAAAGUCGGUUUUUAAUCCUGGCAAUGUUAGGGAUACUGGGGCACCUUACAGAAGCCUUAAAUGAGAGCUGGUCGAAUCCAGAGAGUAAUGGUGUCGGCGCUGUGGUCUGUGUAUCUGUGUGUCCGUGUAUGCGUUGGUGUGUGUGUAAAUGUGACCCGUGUGAGGGUCCACUUUUAAGGCAUGUAGAAUAAGCAUGGAGUCAUAUGGAGGAGAACUCGCCUUUUGAGGAAAUGCUUGCUGCUUUACAAUACAUGUAAACUAUUCUUUAGCAUAAAUGCAUUCAUUCUUUAAUAAAAAAUAUGUUUGCAUUAAUAAAGCUGAGGAGUUUCAUACUUUAUAUGUCUUUCCUUUUUUGAGUAAUAAAAACUUGGAGGACCAAAUUGAUCAAAGUGAGUGAACAGGAAUUCUAUCUAAAACUGUGUUCAAACUUCAUUGUAAAUAAUCCAUUCUUUGAUUGUAUUUAAAACAUCUUAUUUUCUAAUUCUUCCUUAUAUUUAACUCCUGCCCCUUAACUGAGAUGGUUACACGUCAACAAUUAAAAUAGUUAUUUAGGGUAAAUGGACUAAUUUCAGAGGAGAAUCUUCCAGAACAUUUUGCAAAUGGUUGCUAUUUAUAAAAUCUAACAUACAAUGUCAGAGAAUCCGAACUGAAAUCCUGGUAAGUACACCUUCUUAAGAAAGUUAUUCCUUGUGCCAGGGACUGGUUCAAAAUGUCUCUUCCAGACCACGAUUUCUCAGAAAGGCUCCAUUAAUCAAGCAAAGCAGAUGGCCGUGGAGCCUGUGUCUUGAGCAAUGCCUUUCAUGUCAUUAGCAACAAAUAUAAAAGCUUCUGAAGUGAAAAUAUAGGUGCCUGCUAAAGAGAUAAAGCCAAAGAAGAAUUAUUGCCUAACUCCUGUGAUUAAAAUGGCACUUUUCUCUCAAGUCAAACUUUCCUCAAUUUCAGCUUCACUCCUUUGUCCUUGAAAAUGCUUCUAAGAAGGGGAGGAAAAGAAAAAGAGAGAAAGAAAGAACCCAGCCAGCAUAUAUUUCAAAACAAUGCCAUAUUCCUCUCUCGGUAAAGGUUGAAUCCCCAGUGCACAUAUGGUUAUUUACUGCAGAAAGCAUUUGCUGGUAUUUUUUCUGGGUACUAAGUGUGACGUGGUAAGUAGUUGGCUCUGACAAUAUUGCCGUGAGCUUUUGCUUGAGAUAUUAGUAAGCAAUUCAAAGAUAAAUACAUAACAAAAUCUUUCAAAAAGCUCAUCAAGUCUUUUGGGACUACCCAUCCUAAUUCCCCUGCUAUACAAAGGUACUGAUGUGAUCUGAAUCCCCAAGUGAUUCAGACUUGCAUUUUUUUUUUUUAAUGCUUUGCUCUCUCCCUUUCUACACUAUACUUUUCAUGUCAGUGGUCACGAAGUCACAAAGUACCGUGUACAUCAACUCUUAUGUGCCUCAAAAGGAUCCUGUAGGUGGGCAUGGCAGUUACCUUAGAGAAAAGGAAACUGAGUUUCAGAGAGAUUGUGUAACCUGGCCAAGGCAGCAUAGCCAAGACAUGCCGGAUGGAGGCCAGAGUCCUCUGACCUCUGCUCCAGGACUGUUGUUCUCUUCAGGCUAGAACCACCUCUUUUGGAAAUUUUAAGUUCCAUUCCUCUUAAAACCCUCUAGCUUAUUUUAAAUUAGCAUUCUAAGCCACUGUAAAUAAACAUCCUUUGCUAUUCAUGUUUGAAGGUGUUUUGAUAGCAACAUCGUUUUAAAAACAAAGGCCCAAGAAGUUUUAUUUGACCUCAAAUAAUGUAACAUAAGACUUUACUUAAGUAUUUUAUUGGCUGUAGUCAAUGGACAAAAUACUGUCUUUACCCCUACAGAGCUAAGAUGCAUGUUUUGUUUUUCUCAGGACUUGUUAAACUCUGAAUCAAAGCCUUCUAUUAUAGGGUGCUGUGACAUUCUAUAAUUUCCCUUCAUGUCAUUUACUGCAGUGUUCAGUUAUAUAUUUUUUGUAUUAUUAUGUUUAAGCCUCUGGGGUGUGUCUUCAAGAUGAGGAUAUUGUCCCUUUUGUUCAUGUUUGGUUCUCAGCUGCAAUCUCAAUACAUUUCUGUUAGCAGGAUGGAGAGCAUGACAGACAGAUGGCAGGAUAAAUUACUAUGUGAGCCUUUGAUUUGCAAGUCACAGCACAGAAACCUGUACCCUAGAAGGAACUGUAGACUCUCUCUUGCCCACUCUCUUCAAAGGGGAGAAGAUGGCUUCUUGAUGAGAGAAAGCGUCAUGCCUUACCCAGUUCCAGAAAGAGUUCAUGGCUGCUUACAGAGAGAAGAACAUUUGAGGUAAGGUGUACAAUUAGAAAAAGCAUAAACCUUAUCCCAAGGAAGUAGACAGAAUGUAUUUUAAGACAUCUGCACUUAAUAGAUUACAGAAUUCUUGUUAAAGGUUUGUGUCCAUUUAUUUUUGUUGCUGAAGAAGAAGAAGAGACAGUAAUGAGGGAGGGCAUUUUUAUUUUCUGACAAUAUGAAAUGUAUGAAUUUAACCAGUUUUCUCCCAAAUUUGGACUUCAGAAAAUAUUUUUUCUUUGUCCUUUCUUCUGCUUUUUUUCUACUUUUCCUUUCUUCCUCCUUUUCCUGCCUUAACUAUUUAAUUAUGUAUAUGACACCAUUCUAGACUUUCUCUGAUUUUAGCAGGGAAAGACAUAUAUUCUAUGAAUAGCGAUCACAUGUUUUGGUUCGUGAUCCAUUGAUGUAUAAUUUGACAAGAUUGUUGAACACUGAAGAUUAUCCUAAAUUGCCCACUCUUAUUAUUUUUCAAUCAGGUAGGACAUGAUGACAAUUUAACUGUUAACAGCUUACUAUUUCUUAAGCAGUUCCAAAAUGCGCUUUCUUCUCAUCUCCUAGAUAUACCCUAAAAUUUAACCUGGAGUGAUAGUAAAGAUUCACAAAUGAUGUUUCAGUUUUUAUAGAUCUUCAAGAAACUUGCCUAUAAGAUGCCAAGAUCUGGCUUCUGGAAUAAUUUUAUGGGAUAUGUUGUUCAAUUUAAGAUGUUUUCUUGUUCCUUCUGAAGAGGUACCAGCUGAUAACAGUCACCAAAAAAGAAUUAUUUAUGAUGCAUAAACCCAAACUUAGAAAGCAAGCAACUGGUUGGGUAAAAGCACAUUGCUAUGAGGAAGAAAAAUCUAAACCAUUUUAUUUUGAUCAUUUACAAAUAAACCAUAUUUGUUGAAAA